Molecule: messenger RNA, 1047 nt
Organism: Vicia villosa (hairy vetch)
Lineage: Eukaryota; Viridiplantae; Streptophyta; Magnoliopsida; Fabales; Fabaceae
Product: protein CHAPERONE-LIKE PROTEIN OF POR1, chloroplastic
Exons: 5
Coding region: 200-955 (251 amino acids)
Cellular component (GO): chloroplast membrane
Source: RefSeq, a predicted model, not a curated record
ACACGGGUGCGUACUCUAGCGGUGAAGGAGAGUUACUCUAAAAUAAACACCUAAUCCGUUAUCGUUGUUGGCUCCUCCCUCUUGCAGAACGAAACGAAUGCGUUCCAUUUCCCGGCGACGGUGAAUCUUACAUGCUCUUCAAUUAGGGUUUCGAAACUUCUCGAAUUCCCUCUUAUAAUUUCAAUAAACAACGCUCAACAUGGUGUCUCUUUCACUUUCAUCUCCCAAUUUCGCCACCGCUUUCCUCACCAAGAAACUGCCCCUCCGGGAAAUUACGCGAAAACCAACGAGAAAUUCUGAUGUUUCGUUUCGUACUAGAUGCGCGGUGGAUACGCCGUAUGGAGGUAAUGCCCCGAAAUUCCCCAGAGUCAGUGUUUGGGAUCCUUUCCGACGCCUUGGAGUAAGCCGGGAUGCUUCUGAAGAAGAGAUUUGGGGGUCAAGAAAUUUUCUGUUGCAACAAUAUGCUGGACAUGAGAGGAGUGUAGAAUCAAUAGAAGCUGCUUUUGAAAAAAUAUUGAUGGCUAGUUUCAUACAAAGAAGGAAAACAAAAAUUAAUUUGAAAACAAAGUUGAAAAAGAAAGUAGAGGAGUCCCCACCAUGGAUUAAGAACGUGUUAAACACUGUUGAAUUUCCACCAUCUGAAAUUAUCCUCAGAAGAUUAUUUCUCUUUGCCUUCAUGGGUGGCUGGAGCAUUAUGAAUUCUGCUGAAACUGGACCUGCUUUUCAGGUGGCAAUCUCUUUGGCUGCUUGCAUAUACUUCCUUAAUGAAAAGACAAAGAGUUUGGCUAGAGCGUUCAUUAUCGGGUUUGGAGCUCUUGUGGCUGGAUGGGUCUCUGGCUCAUUGCUGGUACCCAAUAUUCCAGCAAUUUUGUUGCGCCCAACUUGGACCCUUGAACUCUUAACAUCUUUAGUAGUUUAUUUUUUCUUGUUUGUUGGUUGUACUUUUUUCAAGUGAAAUGUGGCAACUAUUCUUCCAUAGUUUCAUUCAGUGUACUGUACUCUUAAUGAGUUUCUAGGUGAUCAAACUCUAAAUUUUUUUUGCAUUUA